CCCUCGCCGCUCCGGUCGCGCUGCGCCGCGCUCCCAGGCUUCGGGUUCUCUUAAAUGCUUUCUUGAAGCCUCAAAAAUGGAGAUGACAGGAACAACUGGUGUGUCCCUGAAGCGUGGGUCCCUUGCCGUGGAAGAUGAGAGUCCAGCUCCAGGAGAGGAGGUCAAGAGACAGAAGGUCUCAGAAUGCUGUCUGAGCAAAGACCAGGACCAGCUAGAGAGUGACGCUCUCCCCUGCAGGGAGAAUGUACCUGUGGCAGCCGAAGCUGUCAGUGCUGGGGAAGCUAAGAACCAUUCUGAAGCUCAGUUGGAGGAGGAGGAAGAGGAGGAGGAAGAUGGCCUUUCAGAGGAAGGUGAGGAGGAGGAGGAAGUGGAAAGUUUUGCAGACAUGAUGAAGCAUGGACUCACUGAACUUGAUGUGGGCAUCACCAAGUUUGUAAGUUCCCAUGAAGGAUUCUCAGGAAUUUUAAAAGAAAGAUACUCUGACUUCGUUGUUCAUGAGAUAGGAAAAGAUGGGCGGAUCAGCCAUUUGGAUGACUUGUCUGUUCCUGUGGAUGAGGAGGACCCCUCAGAAGAGGUGUUUACGGUUUUGACAGCCGAAGAAAAGCAGCGUUUGGAAGAGCUCCAGCUUUUUAAAAAUAAGGAAACCAGUGUUGCCAUUGAGGUCAUCGAGGACUCCAAAGAGAAAAGAACCGUCAUCCAUCAAGCUAUUAAAUCUCUGUUUCCAGGACUAGAGACAAAAACAGAGGACCGAGAGGGGAAGAAAUACAUUGUAGCCUACCAUGCUGCCGGAAAGAAGGCCCUGGCAAAGGUCAGAACUGCACCAGAUCCAAGAAAACAUUCUUGGCCGAAAUCUAGGGGGAAUUACUGCCACUUUGUAUUAUACAAGGAAAACAAAGACACCAUGGAUGCUAUUAAUGUUUUGUCUAAAUACUUAAGAGUCAAGCCAAACAUAUUCUCCUACAUGGGAACCAAAGACAAAAGGGCUAUAACAGUUCAAGAGAUUGCUGUUCUCAAAAUAACUGCUCAAAGACUUGCCCACUUAAACAAGUGCUUGAUGAACUUUAAGCUGGGGAAUUUCAGCUAUCAGAAAAACCCUUUGAAAUUAGGAGAGCUUCAAGGAAAUCACUUCACAGUUGUCCUCAGGAAUAUAACAGGAACUGACGAACAAGUUCAACAAGCCAUGUGCUCUCUCAAGGAGAUUGGAUUUAUUAACUACUAUGGAAUGCAGAGAUUCGGGACUACAGCCGUCCCUACAUAUCAAGUGGGAAGAGCUAUACUACAAAAUGCCUGGACUGAAGUCAUGGAUUUAAUAUUGAAACCCCGUUCUGGAGCUGAAAAGGGGUACUUGGUCAAGUGCAGGGAAGAGUGGGCGAAGACCAGAGAGCCCGCUGCUGCCCUCAAAAAACUACCUGUCAAAAGGUGUGUGGAAGGGCAGCUGCUUCGAGGACUUUCAAAAUAUGGAAUGAAGAAUAUAGUCUCUGCAUUUGGCAUAAUACCAAGAAAUAACCGCUUAAUGUAUAUCCAUAGCUACCAAAGCUAUGUGUGGAAUAACAUGGUGAGCAAGAGGAUAGAGGAGUAUGGGCUGAAACCUGUUCCAGGGGACCUUGUUCUCAAAGGAGCCACAGCCACGUACAUUGAGGAAGAUGAUGUUACAAAUCACUCCAUCCACGACGUGGUGAUGCCCUUGCCUGGCUUCGAUGUCAUCUACCCGAAGCAUCAAAUUAGUGACGCCUACAGGGAAAUGCUCACAGCUGACAAUCUUGAUAUUGACAACAUGAGACACAAAAUCCGAGAUUAUUCUUUAUCGGGGGCCUACCGGAAGAUCAUUGUCCGCCCUCAGAACGUCGGCUGGGAAGUUGUCGCAUAUGAUGAUCCUAAAAUCCCACUUUUCAACACCGAUGUGGACAACCUGGAAGGGAAACCACCCCCAGUUUUUGCUUCCGAAGGCAAGUACAAGGCUCUAAAGAUGGAUUUUUCGCUUCCGCCUUCCACAUAUGCCACCAUGGCCAUCCGCGAAGUGCUAAAAAUGGAUACGAGCAUCAAGAACCAGACCCAGCUCAACACAGCCUGGCUCCGUUGAGCACCUGCUACCUGCCCUCCUCUUCCUCUCUCGCCUCUGGCAGACCCUGCUGGGGGGUGGAGGAAGGUCCUGUCUUUGUAGUCAAAGAUUAUUUGUAUAUUUUCAAGUUUGUAGUAGCUUAAAUCAAUAAUUUGCAACGUUUGUACACAUACACAAAACCUGAGGGGAGACGAUCAAAUGGGUCAGACUAUAUUUCAGGUGCUUCUCUGAUCGUAAAUCACUCACUUGACUGGCCUUCUAAUAAUAAGACUAGACAUUGGUGUAAAGUAACAGUUGUGGUGCCUGCAUUCUUGUUAACGUUUAUUCAUAAACGGCGUGCACAACCAUGUAUUUGAAUGCACAGACACCAAUCUUGACUGGAUGACUUACACGUAAAUACAGUACUCCCGCAUGUUCGAGUGACCACAGAACAGUGACGGGCUUAUAAGCUCAGAAGUGACCGUCAUCACUUAGCUCAUGGGCCGGGUUCAGGUAAAUGUUGAUAAACUUUUCAGUUGCAAUACAAGCCUUUGCAUUUCUAGUCUGUCCUUGCAGAAGAGCUGCAUUGAUAAGGCUUCCUUCCCCCCCACCUCCUUAAUGUAAGCAUUGCUGCUGUUUUUAUUAAGGUCUCCUUUUUACUUGCGGUGCCUUUUAUGGUCAGGACUCUUUCCCCCACACUGGUAUUUGCCCAGAAAUAUGUAAUGGCAGAGAAGGGGACUGUAAAGCUGGACAAGGGCUCCAUCUGUCAACUGUGUCACCCUGUCACCAGCCGCUCCGGUGUUUCCAUUCCAGGCUUAAACAGCUUUUCUCCGACAUGAAAGGCUGAAUCUGCCUUGCUAACGUUAUGCAACAGAAUUGUGCCGGUUUUUACUUUCUAUCAUUUCUAGAACCAAAUGUAAUAAAUAUUUUUAAAAACUC
Molecule: messenger RNA, 2977 nt
Organism: Echinops telfairi (small Madagascar hedgehog)
Lineage: Eukaryota; Metazoa; Chordata; Mammalia; Afrosoricida; Tenrecidae
Gene: PUS7
Product: pseudouridine synthase 7
Exons: 17
Coding region: 77-2080 (667 amino acids)
Biological process (GO): pseudouridine synthesis
Cellular component (GO): nucleus
Molecular function (GO): pseudouridine synthase activity; RNA binding
Source: RefSeq, a predicted model, not a curated record